This is a messenger RNA of Platichthys flesus (European flounder), 9181 nucleotides long. RefSeq names its product collagen, type VI, alpha 4a (gene col6a4a). Lineage: Eukaryota; Metazoa; Chordata; Actinopteri; Pleuronectiformes; Pleuronectidae. Gene Ontology annotation, molecular function: serine-type endopeptidase inhibitor activity. Bases 156 to 8462 code for a protein of 2768 amino acids. The transcript is spliced from 42 exons. The record is from RefSeq and is a predicted model, not a curated record.
UGUUUGAUCGAAGGUUUGUGUGGUUGUUAACAUCUUUGUUUUGUGAUCCAGGAUCUUCUGAGUCUCUGAGGCCCCCCCCCCCACCCCUGUGGUCCUGCUGAAGUGUCUUUGAGCCUGAACCAGGAAGAGAGAAACCCGAGAGCCAAUCAGCCAACAUGGAGGGGAGGCGUCUUCUCCUGGGCCUGGUCCUAGCAGCGUGUUUCUGUGGCGGCUCUGCUCAGAGGACAGUCUGCACGCAAGAGGCUGUAGCCGACAUCAUCUUCAUGGUCGACGGGUCCUGGAGCAUCGGAACCCUGAACUUCGAGCAGAUCCGUCAGUUUCUGUUCACGCUGGUCAACAGCUUCGACGUGGGGCCGGACCACGUUCGCAUCGGCUUGGUCCAGUACAGCACAACGCCACGCACCGAGUUCCUGCUCAACUCCUAUCAGAACAAGGACGACAUACUCGAGUACAUCAGCAAAUUACCUUACAUGGGGGGCGGCACCCAGACAGGACAGGGCCUGGACUUCAUGAUGAGAGAGCACUUUACGGACAAAGCUGGGAGCCGGGCUAACCAGAAGGUGCCGCAGAUCGCUGUGGUGAUCACUGAUGGCAAAUCACAAGACAACGUGGAGUCCCACGCCCAAGAUCUGAAGCGCAAGGGAAUUGUUUUAUAUGCGAUCGGUAUCAAAGAAGCCGACGAAGAGCAACUGAAGGAGAUAGCGAGUGAGCCGCACAGCCAGCACGUCUACAGCGUGUCUGACUUCACUGCUCUGCAGGAGAUUUCUCAGAGCAUUGUCCAGACGCUGUGCACGACCGUGGAAGAAGCCAAACGACAACUCCUGCAGUUGUCUAAAGAAUGUGUCAAAGCUACUGUGGCCGACAUCGUCUUCCUCGUCGACGGAUCCUCCAGCAUCGGCAAAACUCAAUUUAAGGAAGCUCAGCGGUUUCUUCACAGUGUUGUUGAAGGUCUGGACAUUGGCCCUGACAAAGUUCGGGUUGGCUUGGCACAGUACAAUGAAGAACAGCACUCGGAGUUCUUGCUGAAGGAUCACGAGGACAAGCAAUCCCUGCUUGAGGCAAUAGACUCAUUUCCCUACCGAGAAGGCAGCACUUACACCGGGAAGGCCAUCGACUUCCUCAGGGAGACGUACUUCACAGAAGAGGCCGGGAGACAAGCCGACCAACGAGUGCCUCGGAUCGCUGUGAUCAUAACAGAUGGCGACUCCUCAGAUGAUGUGAAAGAGCCGGCAAAGAAGCUGCGGGAUGAAGGAGUUAUUGUAUUUGCCAUCGGGGUGGGACAGGCCAACCUAGAGGAGCUUGGGUCCAUCGCCAGCAGACCUCUAAAACGCUUCCGACUCACCAUCAAUAGUUACGAAGUUCUCAAGACGCACAGAGAGGAACUACUGCGAACUGUUUGUGUCUCCAUGGAGGAUCAGAGACAAGCAUUGGCAGAAAGGUUUUCAGACAUUUUCUUCCUGGUGGACAGCGGCGUGAGUGGACCAGAGUUCCAGCAGGUCAGGACCAACCUCGUCAAACUGGUCACUCAAUUAAACGUAGGAGCAUCUUCCCACCGUAUUGGCUUGGCUCAGUAUGCUGAAAAUACCUCGGUAGAAUUUCAUCUCAACAAGUUUGAAACCAAAAGGGAGACCCUGGCCGCUGUUAAGAGUUUCCGGAAGACUUCACUGAAACCUAACACGCCGCGUAACCUGGGCAGCGCCCUGCAGUUCGCAAGCAAACGCUUUUUCACCCAUGAAAGCGGAGGCCGUGCAGACCAGGGGUACCGACAGUUUCUGGUUGUCCUGAGUGGGAAGGAUUCAGAUGAUCCUGUGUAUAAGGGCUCUCGUGAAAUCAAAGCAGAAGGAGUUACUGUGAUCGGGGUGAACCUCAAAGCAUCCUCAGACAUGGGUUUCAUAUCUACGGGAUCUUAUGCCUACGAUUCUAUCGCCGAUGCUGUUUCUGUACUGAAAACUCUUUCUGAAAUACAGUACCAGGAAGCAGCUACUACUGGAGAUUGCCGAGCAGCCACAUUGGCUGACAUCGUGUUCAUUGUUGAUGAUUCCUCAAACAUUGGACCUGACAACUUCAGACUUGUCCGUGAUUUCCUGUACGCGACCGUGAGUGGCUUUGACGUCGCUCCAGACAAAGUCAGAGUCGGUAUUGUGAUGAACAGCAACGUGCCCAGCGCACAGGUCUACCUGAAAUCCUUCGAUACCAGGAAGGCCCUGCUGAAUUUCAUCAGGAUUCUUCCUUACCAUGGAGGUGACACUCACACUGGAGCGGCACUGAAUUUCACCCGAGAGCAUCUUUUCAUCAAGGCAAACGGAGGCCGGCGGCAGAAGGGCGUUCAGCGGGUGGUGGUCGUGAUCACGCUCGCUGACUCCAAGGAUGAUGUGAGCAGAGCAGCAUCUCUACUCCGUCGGGAUGACGUCACUGUUUACUCUGUUGGAGUUCAAAAUGCCAACAAGAGCCAGCUGGUAGAGAUGGCGUCUCAUCCCGCCUCUAAUCAUAUUUUUACCGUGGACAGUUUUGCCAAACUGAAAUCUCAAGAGCAGAACCUGCAGAAAUUCCUUUGCUUUAACAUUCUGCGUGAAUCGUUCUCAGUCGAGGCGAGAAGAACCGGAAUCAAAGAAGGGUGCGUUCAAACAGAUGAAGCAGAUAUCUUCUUCCUGAUUGAUCACUCAGGAAGUAUUUACCCCUCAGACUUCAAUGACAUGAAGAAGUUCAUCAUAGAGUUUCUCAACACUUUCCGCAUUGGCAAAGAUCAUGUCCGUGUUGGAGUUGCAAAAUAUGCAGCUUCGCCAGAGUUAGAAUUUGAUCUGGAUAAAUACGAGAAUGCCAUGAAAUUGGAGAAAGCGGUGGAGGAAAUAAAACAUGUAGGAGGCGGGACAGAGACAGGAAAAGCAUUGAAAUUCAUGAGCCCACUUUUUGAAAAUGCGUCUCGCUCCCGAGGACACAAAGUCCAGGAGUUCCUGGUGGUCAUCACUGAUGGAAAAUCUACUGAUGGCGUCAAGGUUCCUGCAGAAAAGCUGAGGGCUGAGGGCGUCAUCAUCUAUGCCAUCGGGGUGAAGAAGGCAAAUGAAACGGAGCUGCUUCAGAUUGCCGGUGACAAACAGAAGAGGUUCUAUGUUAAAAACUUUGAAGCCCUAAAGCUAAUCAAGGAUGACAUCAUCACAGACAUAUGUUCUACAGAAGUUUGCAAAGACAGACCAAGCGACCUCAUCUUUUUGAUUGACAGCUCAGGGAGCAUCAAUGAACUAGACUAUGUUAAAAUGAAGGAAUUCAUGAAGUCUGUCAUCAACAAGACCGCCGUCAGGCAGAAUGAUGUGCAUGUCGGUGUCAUGCAGUUCAGCUCAACUCCACAACUUGAGUUCAAACUCAACGAAUUCUUCACCAAAGAGGAAAUGUCCAAAGAAAUUGAUAAUAUGGUUCAGAUGAAAAAACGCACCCACACGGGUGAAGCCAUCACAGUCGUGUCACAGUAUUUCGAUGCAAGCAGUGGAGGGCGUCCCGACUUGAGGCAGACGCUGGUGGUGGUAACAGAUGGUGAAGCCCAAGAUGGUGUCAAAGGACCCGCAGAGGCUCUGAGAGCCAAGGGAGUGGUGAUCUACGCCAUUGGAGUUAUGGAGGCUAACACCACUCAACUGCUGGAGAUCAGCGGGUCGCCAGAGAAGAUGUAUGCUCAGCGGAACUUUGACGCCUUGAAGGCCUUGGAGAACCAGCUGGUUUUGGAGAUGUGUGAGCCAGAGAGAGAUUGUAAGAAGACGAAACAGGCUGAUCUUAUUUUCCUGGUGGAUGGUUCCAGAAGCAUCUACCCGCCUGACUUUGAAACCAUGCAGAGGUUCAUGGAGUCAGUGGUGAAUCUAACCACAGUUGGUAAAGACCUGACUCGCUUCGGGGUCAUUAUGUUCUCCAACGACCCCGAAUCCAUUUUUACUCUGAACCAAUACAGCUCCAAGCAAGAGGUUCGUAAGGCGAUCUCAGCCCUGACUCGCCCGGACGGAGAGACCUACACUGGAAAAGCCUUAGCAUAUUCAAUACCGUUCUUUGAAGCUGUUAAUGGAGGUCGAGCCGCACUCCGGGUGCCUCAGAUUCUCAUGGUGAUCACAGAUGGCAAGGCUACUGACCCUGCAAAUCUGGCUGCACCAUCCGAGGCACUGCGAGAGAAAGGAAUCCGCAUCUUCAGUGUCGGCGUUGGAAAAGCGAACGUGACUGAGCUAGAGAUCAUGGCUGGUGACAAAUCCAGAGUUUUCUAUGUGGACAAAUUCGAGGCCUUGGAAACUCUGUACAAGAAUAUUUCUGGAGUUCUCUGCGUUGACACUAAGCCAGUUUGUGAAAAGCAGCAGGCCGACCUGGUCUUCGUACUCGAUCAGUCUGAAUCCAUCUUGGAUGAGGAAUACUCGCUCUUGAAGAAUUUCACAGCUGAGUUAGUGAAGAGCUUCAACAUCAGUAAAGGUUUAGCGCACGUUGGACUAGGACGGUUCAACCACGAAUUUAAACAUGAGUUUUACCUCAACAAUUUCUACACCGAAAAAGCAGUGGUCAGGCACAUCAUGGAUAUGAAGCAGAUCAAGGGAGGAACUAAGAUUGGAAUGGCCUUGAACUUCAGCAAGGAAUACUUUACGGCAUCACGGGGAAGCCGUGUAUCUGAAGGGAUCUCCCAGAAUCUGGUGCUGAUCACAGAUGGCGAUUCACAGGAUUCGGUGGUAGAAGCAGCCGAGGAGCUCAGGGUUCUGGGGAUUGAGGUCUUCGUCAUCGGCAUCGGAAAGAUCAAUCACCAGCAGCUCCUGAGUAUAACUGACUCAAAGAAGGUCUUUAUUGUGGAGAACUUCGGUAGCUUGGAAAAGAUCAAGCAAAAGGUGACGGAGCGCAUCUGCGAAAACACACCCGGCAAACCUGAAGGCUGCACCAUCGAUGUCGCCAUGGGAUUUGAUAUUUCUAGAAACAGAAAUCCUGGGGACACGCUGAUCAGCGGCCACCCCAAGCUCGAGAAGUUCUUACCAGUCAUCGCCACUUACGUUUCCUCAGUAAAAGACAUCUGCUGCGUCAACCCCUCAACUGUUAGGACCAGCAUCGGCUUCCGAUUGGUGGGUCAGGAUGGACGCACCCUGGACGACACCAGCUUCGAGCUCCACAGUCAAGACAUAGUGAACAAAGUCAAGAGAAUGACGUUUGCUGAACCAACUAAAUUCAACACUGCCCUCCUGAAAUCCUUCAAGGAGAAGUUCCAGGGGUCCAAUGCUGGAGUGAAGGUGCUGGUGAUCUUCUCAGACGGACUUGAUGAAGACGUGAUGACGCUGAAGAAAGAAGCCGAGCAGCUGAGACUGUCUGGCGUCAACGCCCUGCUGACCGUGGCCCUGGAGGGAGCCCGUGACCCCGCCCAGCUGCAGAUGGUGGAGUUCGGGCGAGGCUUCGGUUACAAGCUCCCGCUGAGCAUCGGCAUGUCGAGUGUGGGCAGCAGCGUCCUCAAGCAGAUUGACACCGUGUCCAACAAGGAGUGCUGCGGCCUCCUGUGCAAAUGUUCGGGAAAUGAAGGCAUCCGUGGCUCGUGGGGGCCCCCGGGGUCAAAGGGUGCCUCUGGACAGAAGGGUUAUCUGGGCUUCCCAGGAGAAGAGGGCGGCGCUGGCGAGCGAGGGCGUCCCGGGCCGAGCGGACCCCAGGGCCUGGAGGGAUGCUCUGGGCUCAGAGGACCAAAGGGCUUCCGAGGCAUCCGGGGGAACAGGGGUGAAGACGGCGAGGACGGGCUGGACGGAGUCAACGGAGAACAGGGAGUGACGGGAAACAGCGGAGGCCUGGGAGACAGAGGACAUCCAGGAAACCCAGGUAUCCCCGGUAUCAGAGGGGAGGCGGGGCUAAAAGGACAGCGAGGACUGAGAGGAGAUCCGGGUGAACCAGGCGCUGACAACAGAACCCCAGGACCCAGAGGGGAGUCCGGCAACCCGGGUUCACCGGGACCGGCCGGACUGGACGGACGUGCGGGGGAGGGAGGAGGCCUUGGAAACCCGGGUCCAAAUGGAAGGAGAGGGCCGCUCGGGGAGAAGGGGGCCUCUGGAAGGCCAGGAGAUGCAGGAGUACCAGGGAGCCCUGGAGCUUCUGGUAUACAGGGUCCCCGAGGGGUCAGAGGUCAACCUGGACCGAGAGGAGGCCCUGGUCUUCCCGGACCCCAGGGAGGACCAGGAGCAGCUGGAGCACCGGGUUCCGUCGGGCAGCGUGGAGCCAACGGGCAGAAGGGCCAACCAGGAGACUCCGGGGGUCCGGGUGUGUCAGGAUCCCAGGGACCCAGAGGAAUGCCUGGCCAGGAUGGGAGAGAUGGUCAUGGACCUCCGGGACUGAAAGGUGUCAAGGGAGAUGCUGGUUUCCCCGGUUAUCCUGGUCUUCAGGGUGAGGACGGUCUGCAGGGACCCAAAGGAUCCCCAGGUCCUAAAGGAAACCGAGGACGAGGAGGCAACUCAGGCCGACCGGGGGGCUCAGGAGGGACUGGAGAGCCGGGUUACUCAGGACACAGAGGACAGCGAGGUCUGCCUGGAGGGAAAGGCAUGACGGAGUGUCAGCUCGUCACCUACAUCAGAGACAACUGUGCUUGUUCCUUUGAUCGAUCCCAGUGCCCGGCCUACCCCACGGAGCUGGUGUUUGGUCUGGACAUGUCUGACGACGUGACCCCGGCCUCCUUCGAGAGGCAGCGGGCCGCCCUCCUGUCUCUGCUCGAGGACGUGGCCGUCUCAGAGAGCAACUGUCCAACCGGCGCCCGGGUCGCCGUGGUCGCCUACAGCACCUACACCAAGUACCUGAUCCGCUUCCAGGACUACAGGCGCAAGAAGCAGCUCCUCGAAUCAGUGAAGAACAUCGCCCUGGAGAGGACGUCCAACAAACGCCACCUCGGGGCCGCCAUGCGCUUCGUGGGUCAGAACGUCUUCAAGCGGGUGCGAGCUGGAAUGAUGAUGAGGAAGGUGGCGGUCUUCCUCUCUGGCGGGCGGACACAGGACGUUGACAACAUUGUUACCGCUGUGAUGGAGUACCGGGCCCUGAACAUCGUCCCGGCGGUCAUCUCUCUGGAGAACGCUCCAGCCAUUGGUCGAGCCCUGGAGGUCGACGACUCCGGAAACUCCAUCUUCUCUGUGCUGGGUCGGGACAUGGCUGCCAACCUGAGGAAGGUGAAGAACUGUGCCAUCUGCUACGACCCGUGCAGCCGUGCAGCCGAGUGCACCUCGGUCCAGGAGCCGCUGCCCCCCCAGGAGGUGGACGCGGACCUGGUCCUGUUGCUGGACAGCUCCAGGGAGAUGCAGGCGGACGAGUACACCGGCGCCCAGCAGCUGCUGGGCUCUGUGGUGGAGCAGCUGGCCGUGAGCUCGCAGCCCCGCCGGGCCGGCAAACAGGCCCGGGUGGCUGUGGUCCAGCAGAGCGGCACCCAGGCUCCCAAAGUGGAGUUCGGUCUGCAGGCCUACCAGAACCACAGCGGGAUGAGGACGCACCUGAUCCAGAACAUGCAGCAGCAGGGCGGCUCCUCGGCUCUGGGACAGACGCUGGAGUUCACCCUGAACGAGCUGCUCCUGAAGGCCCCCCAGCCCCGCAGGAGGAAGGUGCUGCUCGCCGUGGUCGGCACCCAGACCGCUGACUCCGACCGGGCCAAGCUGCAGUACAUCUCCCAGAAGGCCAAGUGUGAGGGCGUGGCGGUGUUUGUGGCCACGGUCGGCGAUCGCUACAGCCGGGCGCAGGUGGAGGCGCUCGCCAGCCCCCCCGUCCAGCAGCACCUGAUCCACCUGGGCCGACCAAUGGCCGACGAGCAGGGAUACGCCCAGCGCUUCUUCAGAGUGUUCCUCUGCGCCCUCACCAGGGGACUGAACUCGUAUCCUCCUCCGUCCUCCAGGCAGAGGUGUGAUCAGCUGAAGGGUCAAGCUGGAGGACAGGGUCCAGCUGGAGGACAGGUCUUCUUCAGCGGUCAGGAGCAGGGGGCGUGGCCGGAGGAGGAGUUCGCUGAUGAGGCGAAGGAGAAGUUCCAGGAGACGAGGAGACGGACACAGAGUGGACAGCUGGACGUCCUCCAGAGGCUGAGCACAGGAGAGGGACACACACUGAUCACUGGAGGCAACGCCCGGUGUCGGCUGGACGCUGACGCUGGUUCUCAGUGUGACGACUUUGUGCGAGUCUGGUUCUUUGACCGGCUGCUCGGUGCAUGCUCGCCCUUCUGGUUCGGCGGUUGCGGCGGUAACGCCAAUCGCUUUAACACGGAAAACGAAUGUUUGCAGACGUGUGCCACGGACAAUCCCAGUCACCUGACGCCGCCGCAGCUGCACAGCUUCGUCUCCAAAGACGCCUGCUUCCUCGGCCAGAACCCCGGCAGCUGCCAGGACUACACCAUGAUGUGGUUCUUCGACACCGAGCAGAACGAAUGUUCUCGCUUCUGGUUCGGAGGCUGCGGCGGCAACGAGAACCGCUUCAAGACACAAGACGAGUGUGAGAACCUGUGUUUGACGAAGAGUCGAUGAAGAGGAGAUCUGUUGCAAUCUGACACAAAGAACAGGAGCAUUCAGGAAAAACAUGCAUCUUCAAGGAAAACCACCAGGGGGCGGCCAUGAGUUCUUUAAAAGUCUCUAAACUGCAAAUGUCUUCAGGGAAAGUUGAAUGUUUGAAUUUGUUUCAUUUGACUCGUGGACGAGUUUCCUGUGUUUUUUCUUCAACGUGUACGUUUGACUGAGGUCGACGUCCAUCUUCACUUUCAUGAGGUUGAUCCGAAACUUUCAGAGUGAACGAGGGAAAGAAACAUUAAAAGUGAGUUUAUAUGAACUUUGAAGUUUGGUUUCAUAAUUUAUCACAUUGUUUUAAAUCAAAACUAAUAAUCCCAUGUUUUUCUGGGACAGAACGUCUCAGUGAAAACGUGUUGAAGAGAAAAACCUAAAAGACGUUUUAUCUGAAAACUUUCUUUUCAAAGUUUGGCACCAAACUAGUUUUUUUAAUCAAAUAAUCAAAUAAAAAAUCAUUUAAUUUCAACAAGAUAAGUAACGAUCAGUGUGUGAACACAAACAACUGAAGAAGACAACUGACGAAAAUGUAAAACUGAUCCGCUCCAGUUUUUAGAAUAUAUUCUUUAUCGUACAUUUUAUUCUGCUUUAUUCUGUCGUCUCCAUGUUUUAUUUUCAUGUUUCCUGAACUUUCACUUAUGUUGAGCUGCAGCUUCGUUAUGAUUAAAGAUCAAGUUUCAAACUGA